UGAUAAGUUAACUUAUAUUUAAUGGCUCAUUACGGCCUCCCUGAUGAUGCUCCUCUUCCCAGAUACAUCAAGAGGAUUAAAAGUCUUGAGGAUAUGCAGCAACAGUUGCUUCUGCUUAAUACUCGCAAUGAAAAAGAGAUUGCAAGAAUUCAGAAAAUUUAAACGCAAAACUAGAACUAAGAAGAAAAUUAUUAUUAAGAAAAUGAUUCUCAAUCCUGAUUUCCGAAUGGAAGCUGAAGAAAUCAAGGUGAUACACAAGAAGAAAAUUAGGAAAGCACCUCUGUGUGUCAGUCAUGGUAGCCCAAAGAAGAUCUUAAAGAGAUGUAGUAACUUUGUUGAGAAAGGGAAGGAUGAAUUAUUUUUAAACCUCUCUUUGACAGAUUAUCUACCACAAAAAUUGAUUAUUAAAUAAGUCUCCAGACUCGCUAUUCUCUCCCAGAGUAGUAGUUGGGGAUACAUCUAACGCUGUGUAUAACUCUCCUGGGAAUAAACAAAGGAGCUUCUUGCAGGUUAUUUACAACCGUGUUACCAAAAAGAAGUUCUUGGAGAAGCAAAAACUCAAAUUUCUUCUCAGUAAGAGCAGGAAUAAAUCACACCCUGAUUCCGAAGACUUUGACUUGAAUGCUCAUCGGAUAGAGCUUCUUGAGGAAAUUUUGAGGAACAUCCGAGAGAAAAGUGUGUAUAAAAUACACACUAAGCAGAUCAAAGAAUGUUUUAGAGAUGACACAGAGAUUUUAGCUUAUGCCAAAAAAUUAAGGGAGUACCAGCUGAAGUUCCUGUCUCAUCUUCUCAAGAGGAAGAAAGCUCAAGACGAAGAGAUGAUACAUCUUGAGAAUAACUUGCUUAAGAAAAUAGUAAAUACAAGACUUGUCAAGCGAAAAGGAUUGUUUUGACAAAGAGAAGACUAUUACCGUCUAAAAAUGUCAAGGUCUGCUAAAUUUUCAUCUACUCCGAUGCGUUCAGGAUCAAAACUAUCAAAUGGGCAAGGCACAACAAACUUCUCUUUUCAUGACCCAAGAUCUAUUGAGAGGAGAUUUUGACCUCCCAUUUCUUCUCAUGAACUAUCCCUUGGACAGCGUAAUAGGUUGAUGUUUUCUGAUAGAAUAAAUAUGAACUCUGUGGUAUCCCUUAGAUAG
This is a messenger RNA of Moneuplotes crassus, 1136 nucleotides long. The record is from the annotation of a GenBank genome assembly. NCBI's taxonomy places the organism in Eukaryota, Ciliophora, Spirotrichea, Euplotida, Euplotidae.